Messenger RNA from Macadamia integrifolia, 1968 nucleotides. RefSeq names its product (DL)-glycerol-3-phosphatase 2-like. The record is from RefSeq and is a predicted model, not a curated record. Bases 1044 to 1742 code for a protein of 232 amino acids. Lineage: Eukaryota; Viridiplantae; Streptophyta; Magnoliopsida; Proteales; Proteaceae. The transcript has 7 exons. Gene Ontology annotation, biological process: glycerol biosynthetic process. Gene Ontology annotation, molecular function: sn-glycerol 3-phosphatase activity.
UCCCUUAUGUGUUGGCCAUAUAGCUGAGACAUGUUACUAAAACUAUGUCAUAUCCAUAGAGUCCAUCCAAUAGUCAGAACAUCUGAGUUCUUCCUGAGGAUGGCAUAAAUAGUUGACAGUGAUGGAAAUCAUUUCGUCAAUGCCAGUGUUGGAAGCCUUCCCCCUUUUUUAUUUUUAUCUUUUCCAAUAUUGGGAUGAUAUUAUUUUCUCUUGGACAAAUUUUUCUGUAUAGCAUUUCUACGACAGACCACUUUGUCUAUUUAUUCCGAUUUUUUUUUUUCUUUAGUUUUUUUCUCAUUAUACUUCAAUAGUUUGAUGAAGUUUUUCAAAUUACUUUAACAAAAAUAAAAUGAGGAGAGAUAAAAAGAACUGUUCAUUGAGAGAUGAAAAUAACUGUUCAUUCGUUCUUAUUUUCAGUGUGAUGGUUCUAGAUCCUUCAGUACAAAACUAGUUUUUCAUUUGGUCCUUAUCUGUUAGUUUGGACUAUAGAUUAUUCUUAUAUAUUUUAGAGGAAAUGACAUUCCCCUCCCCUGUACUAUGCCUUAAUAGCACUUUCACCCCACAUACUUUCAUAAAUACCAUUCACCUCCCCUGUAGUUUAAAUAUUCUAUCAAUCGUCCCAUUAGUAACUGACGGUGUUAAAAUGCCAUGUAAAAAGACAGGUUUACCCUUGUGUCUAAUACAUAUCUUUUCUCUCCCUUUUUUCUCAUUCUGGGAGAAAUGACCUGCAACAACCUCAAUGAAGCAAUCGUAAAAGAAGAGGCAGAGAGCACCGGGGAGAGUAAUGUUUGGCUUAAUGGGUUCAGUCAUCUUCUCUAACAAAGCAUUCCAGAUGAAGCUUUCGACAUUUGGGCAUGUGUUAGUCCAUUAGAAGAAGAGAGAGGCCUAGGUGGGAGCAUACAAGGGGAGGAAUUCAGGGGAAGAACCAGAGAACCCAACAGAAGAACCCAGAAAACCAGAACACAGAGAAGUUCUACACUCAGGUCCAAGAAAUUAUACUAGCUAGAUACAAUAAGACUUUUGAUUGGUCUCUCAAGGCAAAAAUGAUGGGAAAGAAAGCUAUAGAAGCGGCACGAGUAUUUGUUGAUGAGACUGGAAUAAGUAAUUCUCUUAAUGCAGAGCAGUUUCUUGAGGAAAGAGAGGAGAUGCUUAGGAACUUGUUCCCAACUAGUGAGCUUAUGCCAGGAGCCAUCCGUCUGAUCAGGCAUCUACAUCAGAAUGGAAUCCCUAUGUGUGUGGCAACAGGUUCUCAUGUACGGCAUUUUGGAUUGAAAACUCAGAGACAUGGUGAAAUGUUUUCAAUGAUGCAUCAUGUGGUUCUUGGUGAUGACCCAGAAGUUAAGCAAGGAAAACCUUCUCCAGAUAUUCUCCUUGCUGCUGCCAAAAGAUUUGAGAGUGGUCCUGUUGAUCCUCAAAAGAUCCUUGUGUUUGAAGAUGCACCCUCAGGAGUUGCUGCUGCUAAGAAUGCUGGGAUGUUAUCAGCUCACUGCUGGAUUUCAAUCCUGGAAAUUGGGGCCUGCCUCUGUUCCAAAAUUAUCUGUCUAAGUUUCAGGGAGGGUUUUGGAGCGGGAAGAAGCGGGGAAGCGGGGAUCAAACCAUCGGCUUCUUGUUCUUACCUGGCCAUUUCUUUUGAUCUGAUUAUUCAAAAGAAUCCUAGACUAAAGAAGCUCUUCAAUCAGCAGUGGAGGAUGAUUGUAGUUGACAUUGAAUUCAAUGGUUGCAAAGUAUUCAUAUUUCUGUAGUAACUACAAGGAAGAAUUUUACCCAAAAAAAAAAACUACAAGGAAGAAGGAUGUAACAUCUUUGAUAUCAAGAAUGCUUGUAAGGAUUAUUUUUUUUUAUAUUUUCAGUUUUGCAGGAAGGAAGUUUUUAUAUAACUUGUAGUUGGUAGUUAACCAUGCCAUAUGAUGUGCAAAUGUUAUAAUUCAAUUAUAACUCAUGAGAUACAGAAGGGUCUAAUUUGUUUCA